GAUGAUUAAGAAAUCAAAAUGGCGUCGCGUGCACGGUGCCGAUAAUUUUCGUUACAUUAGAAUGUUCGUUAUUAUUUUUUGUGCAUGAUACAAGUAAAAUGCGAGCAAUAUAUGCAAUUAAAUGAGUGACAUUUAAUGAAAUUUUAUAUGAGAAAUUGUGAAAUAACAUCAUUCUUGUAGCAUCAUAAUUUUGGAAUAACUCGCUCGACAACCGUUGUGAGACAAUCUAAGAAAAAGUACUGUUUUGCGUAUGGCUUUUAAACUGCACAGACAGUUUCAUAUCGCCGUUAACCGUGUUCUUUGUGAAAAACAUCAUUGACAUGACGAAAGGCGUGUGUUUAAUUUUCGUGCAUUGUGAAACUACGACGAGCUAUGUGCUUUGACGUGCACGAGUGAAAACUAGUUUCGUUCAAAGACUCGUGAAGGUGUGGAGACGACGUGCGUGUUAGCCACCAUGGCGGUGAAUCCGCGUGAUAUGGACGGUUUUAUGCCGCUCCUGUCAACGACGGACAUCAAGAAAAAGUUAAAUGUUGGUAGUUUACUGUUGAAUUAUUUAGGAGAUGCAACAAAGAGUAUCGAAUGUCAAGACAUCGGGCAGUUUAUCGAUAACAUCAUACCAUGGUUAAGCAACGGCAAUCCUAAGGUCGUCCAGAACGGUUUAGAAAUCCUCACGUUUCUUGCGGAUCGAAUGGGUCACGACUUCAAACCUUAUAUUUCCACUAUUAUUCAACCAACGAUAGAUCGGCUGGGUGACAGCAAGGAUGCGACACGGGAAAAAGCGCAGCUAGUGCUCCUUAAAAUAAUAGAAAAAGGAUGUAUGACUCCUCAACAACUUUUGGAUAGACUGCGGCCGGCCUUUAAUCAUAAGAAUGCAAAAUUACGGGAGGAAGCUCUAAUUUUGUUAACAACAACGUUGAACGAACACGGCGCUGAUGAAAUGAUGUUGUCAGGGGUAAUUCCAAGUAUCGUAAAAUUAUUAUCAGAUCCAUCUGAAAAAGUGCGAGAAACUGCUUUGAACACAUUAGCGGAUAUCUACAGACACGUUGGCGAGAGAUUACGCGUGGAUUUGCAGAGAAAGCACAAUGUACCGCAAGCUAAAUUACUGUUGUUGAUAGAGAAAUUCGAUCAAUUGAAAGCGGCUGGCGAUCUGCUGCCUCUAGCAAUGUCUUCGGAUGUUGGGAAAAUCUCUGAUGAAACGGAUAGAGCUAUUAAAUCAGCUCCUGUGAAAAGAUCAGCUGCUCCUCUAAAAAGAGGACAAUUCGGUCCAGCGAAAACUUCAUCUUCAUCUUUAGCUCAGCCUGGUAAUACACCUUCCAUGGUUCCAAGGGCUACAACCGUCAAAAGAAACGUGUCAGUAAAAUCGACAUCAGCUCAAGCUGGUGCCGUCGAUGAAGAAACCUUCCUUACAACAUUCGAAGAUGUGCCAUCCGUAAAUUUAUUUUCCGCAAAAGAUCUUGAAGAGCAAAUGAAAAUUAUAAGAGAUAAUGUUGGUGAUGAUAAAAAAGAUUGGAAACAAAGAACAGAAAGUAUGAAAAAAUUAAGAGCAAUCAUUAUCGCAGGUGGUACGAAUUACGAAAACUUUUUAGAAAAUUUAAAGAAUGUUCAAAGACCUUUUGAAGUUGCUUGCACGGAUCUUAGAUCGCAAGUAGUAAGGGAGGCGUGCAUUACUUUAGCAUAUCUUAGUCAACAGUUAAAAAAUAAGUUUGCCAGCUUUGGAGAAGCAGUCUUACUCACCUUAAUGAAUCUCAUACAAAAUAGUGCCAAGGUUGUGGCAACAGCUGGUGCCGUAGCAGUAAGGUUUAUUCUUCAAAAUACACAUUGCAGUCGUUUUGUGCCAAUUAUCACUUCAUGCUUAGGUCACAAAAGUAAAGACAUACGUCGAGCUUCAUGCGAAUAUCUAAAUCUAAUUUUACAAAUAUGGCCUACUCAAAUAUUACAAAAACACGUGACCACAUUGCAAGACACGAUCAAGAAAGGUAUUGCAGAUUCAGAUUCGGAAGCGAGAGCUUUUGCUAGGAAAUCGUACUGGGCAUUCAAAGAUCAUUUCCCGGAACAAGCAGAAGCAUUGCUCAAUAGCCUUGACACUGCAUAUAAGCGUUCGUUAAUGUCUCUCAGCAAUAGCGGUAGCAUUAACAGUUUAAAUGUAGUUACGAGAUCAGCGAGCGUUAGUCCCCGAACAUCCAGACCAGUCAUGAGUGUUACAGGUAGUACGGAAAAUUUGCAUCAAACUUCGGGUCAACCACAUGGCCCACUCAGACGAACGCCGUCCUUGCCACGGUCAUAUCGUCAAUCUGGUAUCCCAGUCCUCCAAAGACCCACUGAUAGUCAUUAUCGUGGAACUUCGAGUGUUAGGUCGACUAGUGCGAUAGAUUUGCAAGCCGCACAAAGAGCAAAAGCGAGAAUGAUGUAUGCUAACAUGAGUAGACAGAAAGCAUCACUUCCACGUCCUAGCAAAUCACCAGACACAACUGCUGUUGCUAGUCCAGAAAGAACGGCAAGAACAAGGACCCGAAUGUCUGGGGUGUCGCAAUCUCAGCCUAGCAGUAGAUCAGGAUCGCCAUCAUCAAGACUGAGUUAUGCAACUUAUAAUCGUGAAGGAGAAUCGUUAAUUGCAAGACCUAGACGGUUAUCUGGACAUGGAAUCAGAAGUACCGGUAAUAGUCGUGAGCCAAGCCCACAAAGGUUUGGAAUGGACAGAAGUUUUGCAAGCAAAAUACGGGGAAGAAGUUUACAUAUGUCCCCAACGGAUAGACCUCAAUCUAGACCAGUCAUGGCACAAAAGAUGUUGCAACAAUCGCGGGAAGCAGAAUCAGCAUUGGCAGAUGCGCUUACAUUUGAAAAUAUUGAUAAUUAUACAAGAACACCAAGAGGAAAAGGUGAUCACAGUGAUGAUAGUGAAACUAGCAGCAUAUGUUCCGAACGAAGUAUGGACAGUUUUAGACGACCAAACGAUUCGUUCUCAUGGAGUGGCUCUCAACAAAGACUAUAUCGUGAUAUGUGGGAUCAGUCUAUCCCAAAGGAUAUUAAGGAAAUUAUAGAAAAUUGUGCACAUAAACAUUGGGGCGAUAGAAAAGAAGGUUUAGUUGGAUUACAACAUUUUCUUUCAAAUGGAAAUACGCUUACAGCUACGGAAUUGCGAAAAGUAACGGAUAUUUUUACGAAAAUGUUCAUGGAUUCUCACACAAAAGUUUUCAGUUUAUUUUUGGACACAUUGAAUGAAUUAAUAACUACUCAUAGUGAAGAUCUUGGUGAUUGGCUUUAUGUUUUAUGUGCAAGACUUUUGAAUAAAUUGGGCACUGACUUACUUGGUUCGAUACAAGCAAAAAUUCAUAAAACGCUUGAAGUUGUUAGAGAAUAUUUUCCAGGAGAGCAACUUUUACCUGCUGUAAUGAGGUAUUUAACAGAUCCAACACAAACUCCAAAUUCUCGCGUAAAAGUGGCGACGCUUAUGUUUAUCACACAAAUAGCAGAAACAGCACAACCAUCUGCACUUAAUAGUUCCGCAGGAACAGCAUUAGCAAGGUUACUCGAUUGGUCGAAUGAUGUUAAAAGUCAAGAAGUCAGAAGGCAUGCACAAAAUGCUGUUAUAUCGUUAUAUAAUUUAAAUCCUCCAAAAGUAACUAUGAUAUUAGCUGAAUUACCGAAGUAUUAUCAGGAAGCGGCAUUGCCAUUAGUACAGAAUCAUUUAAGAAAAUCAUCAGGUUCGAGUAAUCCUGCAUCUCCUGGAACUCCUCCUCCUAGAGCACAGAGCUCACCAGCUCGUUCGAAAGGUAAAACUGAUAUCGACAAUGCGGAUGAAAACUUGGAAGAAGUUUAUAAAUCUUUAAGACGUACAACAGCUGAAAUACAAAAUUACGGUUUUGAACGUUUGGAAAGAGCAACUACUAGUAAAGAUAGUGGAAUUAGCAAUAUGGCUGAUGUAGAAGAAAAAAUGGAAGGACUUACAUUAUGCAAUUCGGGUCGUUCAUCUUCUGUUUCUUCUCCUACGCAAAGAGGACGAUCUGUUACUAACAUUACAGUAAAUGGUUCAAGUGAUACUAUUGCAGGAGAUCUGAUUCUACCUCAAGAAAAUAAUGGUUACAAAACGCAUGGUUCAUCACCUGAUUCGAUAAAAAGGCCAGAAGUUUUAGAUAAUAUGAUUAAAACAUUACAAUCUAAAAUGACACAAACUGAAGAAAAAGUAUCAGCAUUACAAGAAUUUCAAUUAUACGUUCGUGAGGGAGAUGCCUUGUACAUUAAACAAAAUUUUAAAAAACUGCUCAAAACAUUAUUAGAUAGUUUGACUAACGAUAGUAAGAAGAUGCAAGUAGAAGUACUUCAAACUCUAAUUGAUAUGCUUAAAUGUACGGAACUUGUAGAUAGCUUUUCUGUUUAUCCUGAAUUACUGGUUUUAAAAGUGAUUAACGCGUAUAAGUUAGAUGAUCAGAAACAAGAUUCUUCCAGUAGCAGCAAUUCCAGAUCUCCAGUUUUAUGGAUGGCGGAAAAAUGUGCUGCAACAAUAGCAAUGGUUUUAAAACCAGAACAAGUUAUUCACUUAGUAUCAACUAUAAUAACUACUGAACCAUAUCCCUUGAAUAUGGGCGCAAUAAAAAUGCUUCAUAAGGUUGUGGAACAUUGGGGUCGUGAUGCAAUAGAACCUCAUUUAUCAAAAGUUAUGCCUGGUCUUAUCAAAGCAUAUGAUGAUACCGAGAGUGCAGUACGUAAAAGUGCUGUAUUCUGUAUGGUAGCAAUACAUUUGGCAGUUGGUGAAGAGCUGUUGAAACCUCAUCUCAGUUGUUUAUAUACCAGCAAAUUGAAGCUUUUAAACAUUUAUAUACAACGCGCGCAACAAGCGAACAGUCAACCAGCAAGUCCACGUAGCAAUAGCAAAAAUUAACUAACAUCAAAUUCCGCGACACUUAGGAUCGCGAUACUUAAAAGGUUUGCUCGUUUGAGUGCAAGACAUGAACGAAUGCUGGUUAGCUUCCUUAGUAAGUCCAAUCCGUGACAACUAUCAUCGAACGAUAGAACAAUACAAGUCGAUGUUUUUCAAUAUGAUAGACUGAUCUGCAUGAUUUCACGGCAAGGUGUGUGCGACAUACCUGACCUCCUGACAGUGAUGUUGCACAAAAACAGGUAGUAUACAAGUUAUUUAUGCAUAUUGUUUUGUUUACCAAAAAUUUAUACCUAUUGCAAUGAGAGAAUUGCUUUAGAUGUAAGAUUUCUCCAGUCAUAAUAUAUAUAUUUUUUAUUGAUACGUUACAUCUUGAUAUUAAGUUGCAGCGUCGUUUCUUGUGAAAGAAAGAAGAAAAAGCUUUAAAAAAAAAAAAAAAAAAAAAAAAAACAAACUACCUCCGUAUGUUAUGCAGCUCAUAAAGAAUAGUAUCGUGCCUCUUGUUCACACUUUGUGAUUUUGUAUACUUUGAAUUUUGUUCGCUAUUUGUUAGGAUAUUGUAUAUAUAUUUAGGUAUCUCAGUGUAUUGUUGUGCAUCUUUUAGAGUUGAUUGCGAUGAUUUAAUAGGAAUGUGAUUCCAAAUAAUUUAAAUAUCGACUCGAUCUAAUUGGAAGUAUGAGAAGACAGUGCGACAUCACUGCCGAGAGACUCAUAUAUUUUGUAAGCAGAAUGGACGUGAAUUGCCAAUUAUAACGGUACCGAAAGCAUUGUAUAAAAAUACAUUAUAUGCUUGUUCGCCGAUUUACAAACAUCGCUAAUAUUAUUGCACGUGGCAAUAAAUUUUGCUGUGCACUUUGCAAUGAUUAAGUUAGAAGGGAAAUAAAGACGGUAAUAUCAAGAUGAGAAUGGGCGUUAUGUUUGGUAUCGGCUCUGUAUGAACAGUGAUAAUGAAUAAAUUUCAUAUAAAAUAUUUUUUUUCGCAUUUCAGCAUUAACGAGACAAAGCUCUCGCGAGUAUCGUAUUUGUUAAUGAUUAUACGUAAUACGAUCAUCAUGGGAGCUUUUAUACACGUGUAUAAGUCGAAAUGUCGAAAAAGACAUAAUGAAUUUAUUUGUUCAAAAUCCAUGUGCUAGUCAGUUUCCAAGGACGCACAAUGACCCAAGAGAUGCAGACGAGAUAAAGUUCGGAAGUUUCUCGAAAAAGAAAAACAGAGUCUGUGAGAGAGAAACGGAGAGAAUGUGUAGAAUGAAUGAGAGAUGCGACGAAAUCAGCAAAACUAGAGUAGGAAUGAUUAAGGGAAUGAUAUUCGAAACUAACGUUAAUAUUUAAACUAUUCGUCACGUUGCCAAUAAUUAAACGAAUGCUAAAUCAAACAUAACAAGUUUAGUAACAUUCUGUGCCAUUGUCGUUUUUUGUUUUAUUUAUAAUAAGGAUAAAAUUAUACAUAAUAUAUAUAUACACACACACACACACACACAUAUAUAUAUAUAUAUAAUCUAUUUUGUCCUUUUCUUACUAGUAGGAUGAAAUAACAGAAUAAUUUAAUUGAAAGUGAACCAUUAUAAUAUUAAAAGCAGAAAAGAAAUAGAUAUUGCAUAUUAAAUUUGACCAUUCAUAAAUUUUUCUUCAAAAAUACAAAUAUUAUAAUAUUAAGUUGACAAAGUUAUAAAUCUUUGUGAGAUUGAAGUUAUAAAUGCGAUUCACACCUAACUCGACAUAAUAAAACACGUGAUAAUGUGUUUUGAUUUUUAAUAGGUGGCCAAAUAGUGCCAAAAAAUGGUAAUGUGCGACAGGAAAGCAAUUGGAUUCAAACGUUCGAGUAGUCAGGUUAUUUCUUUUACUUGGUGCCUUUGGCGUCGUCAGAACAAGAUAUGUUCGAGGAUCGUCUUUCAUCUUCUUGUAAAAAAGAGAAAAAGCUAUCGUUAAAGUGAUUGUAGUGCAAGUAGCUAGAAAACUCCUGUAUUUGCUGAUGUUGCGUAAAACGGACAGUGAUUAAGUGAUCAAGAUAAAAGUUUCUCAUUCGUUAUUGCGAUAGAUAAACAAAAAAAAAAAAAAAGAAAAAAAGAAAAAAAAAGAAAAGAAAAGAUUCGGAUUAUCUCAACAAUAUUCGUGUUCAUUUUGCUAUUUUAUCGUAGAACACGAAGAACGCCAGUUUUCGUGGAUUGAUACAUGUAUCAUCGACAUCGUUUAAGAAUGUAAUCAUGUCUAUUUUCAUAAAUUGUGGUAGUCGUAAAAUGAAUUGUACGGACGCGAAUCGUUUUUACCAAUUGCGAUUUGAUUACAGACAGGAUAAAUGGUUUUUCAUUCACGGGAAAUCGGUAGGAAGUUUUACGAUGCAACUUGGAAUUUUCAAUGAAGGAAACGAAUGGAGAUACGUGUAGGAUUUAGUGUGAUUAUCAAUUUGUCUAAUAUAAACUUUUUUAACAUUACGUUUGUUGAUAUUCUUUUUGCAAUUCAUUCGUCAUUGCCGUAAUUAUUUAAAAAA
Messenger RNA from Apis florea (little honeybee), 7358 nucleotides. RefSeq names its product CLIP-associating protein (gene chb). Gene Ontology annotation, biological process: mitotic spindle assembly; establishment of mitotic spindle localization. The record is from RefSeq and is a predicted model, not a curated record. Gene Ontology annotation, molecular function: microtubule binding. Lineage: Eukaryota; Metazoa; Arthropoda; Insecta; Hymenoptera; Apidae. Gene Ontology annotation, cellular component: microtubule organizing center; spindle microtubule; kinetochore.